UUAGCAAUGUUGUUUUGUGAAGAAUUUCACAGGGAUCUCUUGACUAGAGGUCUGCCAAACAAAGAGACAGCUAGGCUCUGUCUGCAAUGGAGGGAUUCACUGCAAGAGAAGCAAAGAGCUGCCCAUAACAAAAUAUUUUUCUCUUUAACAAUUGUCAUUGGGUGAAAAAGAGGAGGUUUUGUAUUUGGGCAAGAAAUACAACAAGAGAAGAGAAUUCUGAACAAUGGAGGACUGCUUUAGGAUUAAACAAGGUCUGUAUAUUUUGCUGCUCCUUUCUAUAUCUGGAAUAUUGUGUGUUUCGAUUCAUUAUUCUGUGCCUGAAGAGAAAAAAAUUGGGUCUAUAGUAGCUAAUGUGCUGACAGAUCUGAAGCUGGGAAUUAAGGAGCUUUCUGCUCGCAGAGCCCAGCUAGUGUCCAAAAGCUCUAAGCAGUUUUUCCACCUUGAUACCAACUCUGGGAAUCUACUCAUAAAAGAGAAAAUAGACAGAGAAGUUCUCUGUGGCCAGACUGAACUUUGUUUAUUAGAGUGCGAAAUUGUGCUCCAAAACCCCCUGAAGAUCUACAGUAUUGAAAUGAAGAUAGAAGAUGUAAAUGACAAUACUCCUAAAUUCUCUAAAAAGGAUUUCCAGUUAGAAAUUCCUGAGAACGUCCUCCCAAGUGCAAGAUUCCCCUUGGAGUGUGCCCAGGAUGAGGACCUGGGAGAAAAUAGUAUCCAAAAUUACACCCUCAGCCCCAAUGAGCAUUUCCGUUUGGAUGUGGAAAGCAAUACUGAUGGAAGCGAACAUGUGGAUCUCAUCCUGGAGAAAUCACUAGAUAGAGAGAAAGAGCCACACUUUGUGCUGACACUCACAGCCAUGGAUGGAGGGGUACCACAGAGAACAGGAACAGUACAAAUAAAUAUAAAUAUUUUAGAUAUCAAUGAUAACUCACCCCAGUUUACUAAAUCUGAAUACAAAGUUAAGUUAAAGGAAAACUGUCCUCAGGGUACUUUGGUUUCUAGAGUAGAAGCCAGAGAUGUGGAUUUUGGAUCGAAUGCUCGGAUCACCUAUUCUUUCCAUAGAAUGCCUGAAAAAAUACACAAACUGUUUAAUUUGAAUGAAGUGAGCGGGGAAAUAAUUGUUUUGGGAGAAAUAGAUUAUGAAAAAGAAAACAGUUAUGUCAUGAACAUCAAGGCAACAGAUGGAGGAGGUCUUUCUGGUCACUGCAAAGUCUUUGUAGAAGUUGAGGACAUAAAUGACAAUGCCCCCGAAGUCUCAGUCAUAUCAAUCAAUAGCCCUUUGCCAGAGAAUUCUCCCUUGGAGACACUUGUUGUCCUCUUCAGUGUCAAAGAUCAAGAUUCCGGAGAAAAUGGCAAAACUAUCUGCUCUACUGAGAUGAAUCUGCCCUUUGUAUUAAAAACUACUGUGAAUAACUACUACCAGCUUGUCAUACAGAGUUCCCUGGACAGAGAGAAAAUUUCAGAAUACAAUGUUACCAUCACAGCAAUGGAUCGAGGGUCUCCUAGGCUUACCUCAACAAGAAUUAUUCACAUACAGAUCUCAGAUAUCAAUGACAAUCCUCCACAAUUUGAGAAGUCUUUAUUUGAGAUGGAGGUACAAGAAAAUAAUAUUCCAGGACUAUUAAUUGGCUCAGUCCAGGCUGCUGAUCUGGAUACAGAGCAGAAUGCAAAACUAUCCUACUCUCUUUUACCUGGGAACAUUGGUGGUGGCCCUGUGGCCUCUUACAUCUCUAUCAACUCUGAAACAGGAAAUAUGUAUGCUCUUCGAUCUCUGGACUAUGAGAAAAUUAAAGAUUUCAAAGCCACAGUUAGAGCAACUGACAGUGGCACUCCCCCUCUGAGCUCAGAUGUUAUUGUUCAUGUCACUAUCAGAGAUGAAAAUGACAAUGCCCCCUUCUUCCUGUAUCCGCUUCAGAACAGCACAUUCCCCUGCAAUGAGCUGCUUCCCAAGAUGGCAGAGGCUGGUUACCUGAUCACUAAAGUGGUGGCUGUGGAUGGAGAUUCUGGUCAGAACUCUUGGCUGUCCUAUGAACUCCUGAAGGCCACAGACCCUGGUCUUUUCAGCAUAGGAGCCCAGAAUGGAGAAGUGAAAACCAGAAGACCACUCACUGAGAGAGACAACAACAAACAGAGGCUUGUUAUUGCAGUGAGAGACAAUGGUGCCCCUCCUCAGACCAGCACUGCAAUGCUCAAUAUUCUUCUGGUGGAUGGCUUUUCUGAUCCUUAUCUGAAGGUGGUAGAUGUCCGUCAACAGGAACAUGAAUAUGAGGGAGCGUUGACCACGUAUUUGGUGAUCUGCCUGGCAUCUGUCUCUUCUGUCUUUCUGAUUUGCAUUAUUUCCUAUAUUGUUAUCAAAAUUUGUAAGAAAGACACCCAAGGCAGUUUUAUUGCUGCUCAUCCUCACUUCCCUCCUGUGAUGCCUGAUAUUCCAGAGAAUUGUACUGAUUCUCAGAGUGGAUCACUUUCUAGGAAUUAUCAAUAUGAUGUUUGCUUAACUGGCGGGUCUCUAAGCAGCGAAUUCAGAUUUCUCCGCCCUCUCAUUCCUGUUUUUUCUGUGGUGGAUCAAAAUUUCCCUGCGAACCACAAGACUUCUUCUGGUUCCCAAGACAUUCCUGAUUGUUCAGAAGAGAAUAAACCAAAGGAACAGGUGAGAUAG
Messenger RNA from Anolis sagrei ordinatus, 2653 nucleotides. The record is from RefSeq and is a predicted model, not a curated record. Lineage: Eukaryota; Metazoa; Chordata; Lepidosauria; Squamata; Anolidae.